AUGCCUCUCGUCGUCCCUGGAAUAAACUCGACACCCGGUAAUAAGACCGAGGAGUGGCAGAACAAGCUCGUUGGCAAGAAGUUGGGUGACGAUGCUUCCACCGAGACGGUCUUCUGCAAAAGGGAUCUUCCCAAGGAGACGCGUAUCAUCGAGCCGGGGAUGAUGGUUACCAAGGACUUCAACGAGAACAGGCUCAAUGUGCAUCUGACAGAGGAUGGCACCGUGUCGCACGUCGUCCACGGCUAG
Messenger RNA from Ilyonectria robusta, 246 nucleotides. RefSeq lists its product as uncharacterized. The transcript is spliced from 2 exons. The coding region runs from base 1 to 246 and encodes 81 amino acids. The record is from RefSeq and is a predicted model, not a curated record. Lineage: Eukaryota; Fungi; Ascomycota; Sordariomycetes; Hypocreales; Nectriaceae.